Messenger RNA from Vigna radiata var. radiata (mung bean), 1819 nucleotides. Its product is annotated as cytochrome P450 98A2. The transcript is spliced from 3 exons. NCBI's taxonomy places the organism in Eukaryota, Viridiplantae, Streptophyta, Magnoliopsida, Fabales, Fabaceae. Bases 156 to 1685 code for a protein of 509 amino acids. Gene Ontology annotation, molecular function: heme binding; oxidoreductase activity, acting on paired donors, with incorporation or reduction of molecular oxygen; iron ion binding. The record is from RefSeq and is a predicted model, not a curated record.
AGCAUUAAACGAAACGUUUCAUUACACAUACAUCCAAUUUUCACCAACUCCCUGUCGAUGUUAUGAAAUAUAAAUCAAGAUCAACCUCUCCCCUAUUCUUUCAGGAACCGCACAGGCUCCAAAAUUAAUUACUAUUUUUCAUUUUUUCUUCUGCAAUGGGUUUUCUUCUGAUUCUACCCUUAUCACUGAUCACCCUCUGGGUAGGUUACACGCUGUACCAGAGGCUAAGGUUCAAACUGCCUCCGGGUCCACGGCCCUGGCCGGUUGUUGGUAACCUCUACGACAUAAAGCCGGUCCGCUUCCGCUGCUUCGCGGAGUGGGCACAGUCCUACGGGCCCAUCAUAUCGGUGUGGUUCGGCUCCACGCUGAACGUUAUCGUUUCGAACUCCGAGCUGGCGAAGGAGGUGCUGAAAGAGCAGGACCAGCAUCUCGCUGACCGCCACCGCAGCCGCUCGGCGGCGAAGUUCAGCCGCGACGGCAAGGAUCUCAUUUGGGCCGAUUAUGGACCCCACUACGUGAAAGUGAGGAAGGUCUGCACGCUAGAGCUCUUCUCCCCCAAACGUCUGGAGGCCCUCAGGCCCAUUAGAGAAGACGAGGUCACCGCCAUGGUUGAAUCCAUUUUCCACCACUGCACCACUACUGAGAAUUUAGGGAAGGGAAUAUUAGUGAGGAAGUUCUUGGGGGAAGUGGCAUUCAACAACAUAACGAGAUUGGCAUUUGGGAAAAGAUUUGUGAACUCAGAAGGUGUAUUAGAGGAACAAGGAGUGGAAUUCAAGGGCGUGGUGGAAAAUGGGUUAAAGCUAGGAGCAUCUCUGGCGAUGGCGGAACACAUCCCUUGGCUGCGCUGGAUGUUCCCUCUGGAAGAAGAGGCUUUUGCCAAACACGGAGCUCGCCGUGACAGACUCACCAGAGCGAUCAUGGAAGAGCACACCGAAGCACGGAAGAAAUCCGGUGGGGCCAAACAACAUUUUGUCGAUGCCCUACUCACAUUGCAAGACAAAUAUGACCUCAGUGAAGACACCAUCAUUGGCCUCCUCUGGGACAUGAUCACGGCAGGGACGGAUACAUCUGCAAUUUCUGUAGAAUGGGCCAUGGCGGAGUUAAUAAGAAACCCAAGAGUGCAGCAGAAGGCCCAAGAGGAGCUAGACAGAGUGAUUGGGCUUGAAAGGGUGAUGACCGAAGCAGACUUCUUGAGCCUGCCAUACCUACAAUGUGUGGCCAAGGAGUCGUUGAGGCUCCACCCACCAACCCCACUCAUGCUCCCACACAGGGCCAAUGCCAAUGUCAAAGUUGGAGGGUAUGACAUCCCCAAAGGCUCCAACGUGCAUGUCAAUGUGUGGGCCGUGGCCCGUGACCCGGCCGUCUGGAAGGACCCGUUGGAGUUCCGACCCGAGAGGUUUCUUGAGGAGGAUGUGGACAUGAAAGGGCAUGACUUUAGACUACUUCCGUUCGGGGCGGGUCGUCGGGUUUGCCCCGGUGCCCAACUUGGAAUCAACUUGGUGACUUCCAUGUUGGGCCACCUUUUGCACCAUUUCAGUUGGAGUCCGGCGGAGGGAGUAAAGCCUGAAGAGAUUGACAUGGGUGAGAAUCCUGGGUUGGUCACAUACAUGAGAACACCACUAAAAGGUGUGCCUUCUCCCAGGCUCCCCUCACACUUGUACAAACGUCUGCCUUCUGACAUUUGAUCUUUCUUUUCUUUUCUUUCCCUUCCACACUUCUCCCACUCUUUCCAUCAGCUAAGGGAAGACGCACUUUCGAUUUCUCUUCAUACUUUCAAUAUUGAAAUUCUUCCCAUUAUAUAAAAUUACUUAUAUCAGUA